This is a messenger RNA of Clarias gariepinus (North African catfish), 6907 nucleotides long. RefSeq names its product PITPNM family member 3 (gene pitpnm3). Gene Ontology annotation, molecular function: metal ion binding; phosphatidylcholine binding; phosphatidylinositol transfer activity. The transcript has 20 exons. Gene Ontology annotation, cellular component: cytoplasm. Lineage: Eukaryota; Metazoa; Chordata; Actinopteri; Siluriformes; Clariidae. The record is from RefSeq and is a predicted model, not a curated record. Gene Ontology annotation, biological process: phospholipid transport. The coding region runs from base 438 to 3140 and encodes 900 amino acids.
CGUGCGUGCGCGUUCAACAGAAGCUGUGUUUUACCUUUCAUGAGUCGGACUCCCUACAGGCAGAAUGCGCUGAACAGGCAGAAUGCGACUGAAGCGGAGAUUACUGUGUGGAGCUUGGAGGUGGCGCGUGUCUCUCCCCGCUGCACGGAGACGUGCGCGCCGUCCAAACUAACUGUGACAUUCUUCUGUCUUCUGGACGGCGGGGAAACCAGGAAAAACGCAUACCUACGAAAUGGCUAAGGAGACAAAAGGCAAGGUGACUUUACGCAAGCACAGUGCUUCCCACUGGCGUAUGCAUAACAUCGCCCAAGAAUCCAUGGACAGCUCUGAUGAUGAGUUUUUUGAUGCCCGAGAAGUGCUCUGUGGCUGUCUCCCAAAAGCUUUGGCUUAUCAUUAGGCAGCUACAUUGACAAGAGGUACUAGAGGGGAAGACUGCUAUGCUCUUGGGAAUGAGUCAGUGGAACUCUAAUGACCUGGUAGAACAGAUUGAGACUUUCGGACAGAUUGACCAGACACAAGAUAGCUUAUGCCGUGGCGACCAACCUAGGUGUAUCCACCAGAGAAGCUCUGAUGGACUGGAUACCCUUGAGGAGUGUUGUAAGACCCAGGUGCUUGUAUUGGUGGUGCAUGGGGGGAACAUUUUAGACCCAGCCAGUGGUGACCUGGGAGCAAAAGCUGCAGACGUUGCCAUUCUGUCCACAGUGCUGGAGAAAGUGGGACGGGCCCACUUUGAGACUGCCAAACACCAUAUAGUAAUCAAGCUGGUGCCCUGUCCUGCUGUAUGCGCAGAGGCCUUCUCCCUGGUUUCCAACUUGAACCCUUACAGUUAUGACGAGAGCUGUGUGUCAAGCAGUGUGGAUCACCUUCCACUAGCAGCACUUCCCCUUCUUGCUAUUGCAGCACCACACUACCAGGAUGCUGUAGCAAUAGUUAUUGCCCAAGCCAAUCAGGUCUACCAUAGUUUCCUGCAGUCUCCUGAAGGGCAAGGCUUCACUGGCCAGGUGUGUCUGUUGGGUGACUGUGUAGGUGGCGUGCUAUGUUUUGAUGCUCUCUGUUUCAGCAACAGUCCACAACAUGAUAAUCCUAGUCUCAGAGGAAGACGCAACAGUAUGGAAAGCCUAAGGGAUAAUCCAGGGUUUCUAGAAGAAACCAAAAUGGGUCUACGCUCCAGUAAGCGCCUCAGCAAAAGCAAUACUGACAUCUCAGCCCCCGAUGGGACUCAUGUGAGGAGGAAACGGCUCACCCGCAAACAGAGUGACUCGUGUGCUAUUGAAUCCUCCAAGAGCCAGCAACAUCCAGUUCUCAGCAAACUUCAAGAUGGAAUAGACCUGUCCCCUGGUGGAAGCAGUCCAUUGUUGAAUCCCGGGCAUUUUGACUUCGAGGUCUCUGAAUGUUUUCUGCUAGGGUGUCCACUCGGAUUAGUGUUGGCUAUGAGACGCACGGUUCUCCCUUCAGUCGAAGUAACUCAGCUGCAGCCUGCCUGCUCUCAGAUCUUCAACCUGUUCUACCCCUCUGACCCGUCAGCCUCCAGACUGGAGCCACUUCUGCAUUCUCUGUUUCACAGGCUACCUCCAUUCACUGUUCCAAGAUACCAGCGAUACCCACAAGGCGAUGGUCGCUCUACCCUUAUCGCCGAUGACAUCCAUGGCCACCCCGAUGUGUUCCUGGAUGAAGAAACCGUGCUCCCAUUCUCUCAGAGGGUAAAUGACGAAGAGAAAACAUUAAAGCAGGUGGUUGGCAGAGGCCGCAGGGCAAGUCUGACCAGCACAGACAGUCAAGCAUCCGGCUGCUGGGAGAGCAAGCUAAGUUGCAUCACCGCCAACAUCUCCAGUAGCUGGUGGGGCUCUAAAAGGCUAGACUAUGCACUUUAUUGUCCGGACGUAUUGACUGCGUUCCCCACUGUGGCGUUACCUCACCUGUUUCAUGCCUCCUACUGGGAAUCUACUGAUGUGGUGGCCUUUCUGCUCAGACAGGUAAUGCAUUGUGACUGUGUGAAGACUCAGGAGGCAAACAGCUCAGAUUGCAAAUCCUUUUCCCCUUCCAGUCCCAGAGAAAAAUGGCUACGGAGGCGUACACAUGUUAAGCUUAGGAAUGUCACUGCCAACCACAGAGUGAAUGAUGUCAUUGCGACUGAGGAAGGCCCACAGACUCUGGUUGGUCGCUUUAUGUACGGUCCUCUGGACAUGGUGACUCUGACAGGAGAAAAAGUGGACAUAUAUUUAAUGACACAGCCACAGUCAGGACGCUGGGUGCACUUUGACACUGAGGUCACUAACAGCAAUGGCAGAGUAUCCUAUAUUAUCCCUGACAGCAAAAAGCUACCUGUGGGAGUUUAUCCUAUUAAAAUGAUUGUAAAGGGGGACCAGACAUAUGCAGAAGCUUUCUUGACUGUGCUGCCACGGGGAAUGGAGUGUGUUGUGUUCAGUAUUGAUGGUUCUUUUGCCGCUAGCGUCUCCAUUAUGGGCAGCGACCCCAAAGUACGGGCUGGUGCUGUGGAUGUAGUCCGACACUGGCAGGACUUGGGGUAUCUUAUUAUCUACAUUACUGGGCGUCCAGACAUGCAGAAACAGAGAGUGGUGUCAUGGCUUUCCCAGCACAACUUCCCCCAGGGCAUGAUAUUUUUCUCCGAAGGGUUGGUGCAUGACCCAUUGCGCCAGAAAACCAUCUUCCUUAGAAACUUGAUUCAGGAGUGUCACAUUAAGAUCAACUCAGCCUAUGGCUCCAUGAAGGAUAUCUCUGUCUACAGCAUGCUGGGUCUCAGCCCCAACCAGAUUUAUAUAGUGGGCAGACCAUCCAAGAAAUACCAAAAUCAAUGCCAGUUCCUCAGCGAGGGCUAUGCUCUGCACCUUUCUUCACUACAGUUUGGCCAUCGGGCCCGAGCCAAGAAGACCUCGUCAAUGAGAAUGGUGCUGCGUAAGAGCUCUUUUGGGCUGUCAUCCAAGCCUGACUUCUUGUCCAAGCGAACGCAUCUGCGACGCACCAUGUCCGUGCAGCAGGCCGAACCUCCCCUGACAUUGAAUCCCAAACCGGAGCGUGCCCAAAGCCAGCCUGAGUCCAAUAAAGAGACUGGGGGUAGUGAAGGAGGUAGCCAUGUGAUAUGGGUUCGGGCAGGCAUGCACCGGGGUAAUACCACUCCCUGAACACACAUAAAGCAUGAAGGAUGAGAAAGAAGUAGGCGUGUAUUUUCAGCACUGUGUCCUGGUAUGUUUCAUAUAUGUUGAUAUUUAUGCAUACUGAACAUUAUGAACCAGUUGUUUUGUUAGUUGAGUGUCGAUUAAGUGUAGUUGAUUAUAAGUUUCCAAAUUUGUCAAAGUAUGAAGUUUAUUUAUUUGAAUCAUAAGGAAUUCACUUUUUCCAGAUACUCCCAACUCCAUGUAAAUUUAAUUUAAAUAGUUUGUCCAUAAUGGACUGCUAAGUCUUCCCUAUAAACACUGACUCAUUUACUCUCUUUCACUUUUAAAACACUCUUAAAUCUUGUGCCCCAUACUACUUGAUAGUCCGUUUUUCAUGUAAUUCUCCCUAACAGGACACACCUGAGCAUUAAUAUAUAUUGUCCAAAGUAUUGUUCAGGUACUAUACUCUUUAUGUAAAAGUGUAAAAUAAUAUUCUGGAUAUGUAUUGAAGAGCUUUUUAUUCCUACGGUGUAUUUGAUUAGGCCCAUUUUUUUUUUAAACAGGACUGUUUAUAGGGCUGUUUGGUUUUUGUUAGUAAUGUUUGGUUUAAACCCAUUCAAUCCAAGUGACCAAACAAACAUUUUUAAUUAAAAAUUGUAGUAUUUGAUUAUGGGUUUUGAUUACCAUCAAUAGGACAAACCAAGAAUAAAAACCAAAAGUUAUGCUACAUGGAAUCCAGUUUAAAAACUACUGUUAAAUAGUAUGAAAAUACUUUUAUUGAUAUUUGUAACCAAACACCUAGUUAGAGCUAUUAUUAUGAGCUGUCAUUGCUCUGAACAAUGUCUGUGGUCUCUUUUCUAUUGCUUUCUAGUCCUUUCCGUUGCUUAGUGUAGUCAAUUGCUUCUCCGAUGUAGUUUUUACAUAAUUCAAAAUUAUGUUUGCUUCAUGAAAUGUGGGAUGGCUUAUUAUAUUCCUGGUUAAAUAACAGUCCUAUUUAUCUUUUAAAUUAAUCUAGGUAUUUAGAUGUGCUUUCAUCCAAGGAUUUGUGCUCAGUAUGUCCAUCCUUCAGUGCUCUAUAACACCUCUGCAUUAUCUUCACAUCUCAACCUCUAAAUAAGGCACCACAAAUCACAUACAGUAUCUGCUUUCAGCUUCACUAUAUACAGCUUGCUUAAUCUUCAUAUGGAUUAUAUGUAAUGAGAAUUCAACCUAUUCCCCAACUUUCCUGUUUGAGCCAGGGCAAUAACAGAUCUAUCAAUGUUAAACUUAUCAGUAAGUAGUAAUUAAUUAGUAGUUGAGUAUCAGAAUCCACAUACUGUACAAGGCAUUUUUUGAGUUUCAGCUUUAAGAAGUAAGCAAUAGAGAUAUUGUUUGCUUGGUCUUGUAAAUUUGGAUUCCUCUUUUGUGGAGCUUGGCGUCCAGGCAUCCUAUUUAAAGGCAUUGUGUCAAGAGAAGGUUUAUAAUCUUCCAGCUGCAACAUCAGGAUGUCUGAAACCUAAGGAAAUAUUCACAGUUGAAGAGGAGAACUCAUAACAUGCUUCUUGGACAGGUCUUUAUGCUGGCUCCUGCAAUAAUCUUUUUGUGUAAAUAUUGCAGACUCAACACUGAUCUCUGGGCAGCUGUCCAUGAGCUGGCUGCAGAGCUAGGUUGCUGUACACUAACAACAUGCCAAAGUGCCAGUUUGAACCAGACUUGCUGUUUUAUAGCACAUCUGCACAGCCAGAACAGUGCACAUAACGACAUGCAUCCUUCAAUAAAAGAUGUGCUGAACUUUCCCCUACCCCCGUGCGAGGUCAUGCCUCAGGCCCCAUUUUUUAAGCCUGUGACCUGACUGACAAGUGAAAGGUUUAUCAAACAUCAAUGGUUUCUGUUGUGGCAUAUAUUUUUCUUGAAUUAAGAAUAAGUAAAGCUCAUAUCUGCUUUAUUAUCUGCUCAUAUCUGCUAAGUGGCAUCUGUCCAGAAAAUGUGACUUCAGAGAAUUAAAAUGGAGGGCAGCUUAAGUGUAUUACGUGUAAUCUGUACAUUGUGAUAUUCCUCAAGUUCUCACUUAGGUGACUAUUGUAAUUUGCACUAAAUCAUAUUGAUUAUUGUAUUAUAAUGAGUACAGCAAUGUUUACCAUUUAAAUUAAGAUUUUGUAUUUGUACUGUAAUUGUGGUUGUUGUUGUCCACAAGGUUAUGACUGUACUGCUCUUACUUUAUAUUACACAGUAAUAAGGUAAUUGUUUAAUCUGGUAUUGAUAUUGAUUACAUAUAAAUAACUUGUGUAUGCAUUGUACAGUACAGCCCAAACAUUUAAAGGUAACCCUGCUUUGAAAAAAAAAAAAGCAUUCCGCAGCAUCCAUAUAUAUUUUUACACCUUUAAAAAUUGACUGAUCACUUAUAUUACAUGGAGGAAUUGUUUUUUAGCUUGUUUUAAUUUGACAAGUUUCAUCAAUGAAAAUGAUUUUUUAGGAAACCGAAAUAGGGUUCUCCUAUGGCAUUCUGAAGAACCAUUUAGGCACAUUUAUUUUUAAGAGAGUAAUGGACUGUAAUUAACAAAUAGCCUUAGAGCUGUAUUUUUUCCGUUAUAUAUAAGAGUACAGCCAUAACAUUAAAAACACAUAAUACCGUAUUAACAUGUUAACAUUUAUCAUGGGCACCCAAAGGCAUAUUUUUGCUUAUAGGGAACAAAGCUCAGCCUGUCUAGUUUGAAAAGCCAAUGUGGCACAACUCAAAGACAGAAAGAUAGCAGAACAAUCUGGUACCACCAAACAAUGCUGGACAUAACGUUUUGCGUUGUAAUGUUUUGGCUGAUCGGCGUUACCGUUAGCCUUCACAAUCUAUAUAAAUUGAGCUCAAUAUGACAUAUUAAAUGUUGUCUCUUGUUUUACUAGUUGCUUUUGUAUUAAUGAAAAAAGUUUCUUUACUGAAGGAUUAAAAGCUGCAUUUUUUUUAUUUGCUUAACCAAAGUAAGUUACACUUGUAUAAUGGACUUGUAUAAUGUCCUUUAUAUAGAGCACUUGGUGUAAAAUGUUUGUGUGUGUGUGUGUGCGUGCGUACUAAUAUACAUACAUGCAAAUCAACAAGUGUUGAUUUUAAUUGUUUUGUAUUUAUUGUAAAGGUUAAAAAUGAUAAACGGUCAUGUUGCAGUUUUUUUUCUUUUGUGUCAUUAUUCAGAGGUCAUGAGACAAUUACAGUCUUAAACUGAGCCUGUAUCUCAAGCCUGUGUGACAGAAAUAUUAGACAGAUGUUUGUUUAAACUUUUGUGAAGGAUAAAAAUCGUCACUUUCUAAAUUAGUAUACUCAAUAUAUGAAUGUAUUUUCAGCCUUAUAGAAGUGAAUAUAACCCUUCAAAUAUAUAGACAUAUCUGUAUAGUAAGAGAAUAUAUUUGUAAUCUAUUCAAGUUAUAUGUUUUAAGAUGCAGCUACUGUAUAUUGUUUAUGACAAGAGUAUGGUGGAAUAACUCAAGAUUGUUGUAGUCGCAGCCAAUAAAAAUGCUUUUGGCUCAGUGUGUGACAAAACCCUGUACCUUUACUCUGUUAUACCAUCAGGUAAUAUGCAAUGGAAUUAUCGCAGCAUCUAAACAACUUACCAGCAUUUAACAUUUCUGGUAACCUGUAAUGGAUCUGAUGUACCUUGGAAUAUCUGCAUGUUAAACAUGUUUCUCCAUUUAACCUUUGGACCAUUCAAAGCAUUUACAAGUAGCAAAAGAUUAAUAAAACAAAUUUUUUUCUUGCCGAAAAGGUAUUCAUGGGUUGGCAGUUUCACUUUACCAUGAAACAUGGACAUCCAGUUAUUACUUGUAUUAUUAUU